AUGCCAGGAUUCAAAGCUGCAAAGGAUCGACUAACACUGCUUUUAGGUGCUAAUGCAGCUGGUGAUUUGAAGCUGAAGCCUAUGAUGAUCUACCAUUCUGACAAUCCCAGGGCUCUGAAAAACUAUGCUAAAUCUAGCCUGCCUGUUUACUACAAAUCAAACACUAAAGCCUGGAUGACUGCAAGUCUAUUUACAACAUGGUUUACAGAUUAUUUUAAACCCACAGUUGAAGCCUACUGCAAGGAAAAAAAAAUUCCUUUUAAAAUUUUAAUGCUUACUGACAAUGCACCUUCUCACCCACGAGCAUUAAUGGAAAUGUACAAUGAGAUUCAAGUUGUUUUCUUGCCUGCAAACACCACAUCUAUUCUUCAGCCUAUGGAUCAGGGAGUGAUUGCAACCUUCAAAGCAUAUUAUUUGAAGAAGACAUUUACUGCUGCUAUAACUGCCUUAGAUAGCGAUGCAUCUGAUGGUGCUACACAGAACAAAUUAAAAGCCUUCUGGAAAGGAUUUACAAUUCUAGAUGCUAUUAAAGCAAUUAGAGAUUCCUGGAAUGAAGUUUCAGAAUCAGCAUUGAGACGUGUGUGGAAAAAGCUAAUCCCCACCUUUAUGGAUGAUGUUCCCGGCCUUGAGACUUCGGUAGAGGAAGUCAAUGCUAGCGUUGUGGACAUGGCUAGACAACUGGAACUAGAAGUGGAGCCUGAAGAUGUUACAGAAUUGCUUGCAUCUCAUGACCAGCCAUUGACAGAUGAAGAUUUGAUUAUGAUUGAAGAGCAAAGAAGACUGUUUCUUGAAACUGAUGGUUCUACUGAUGAAGACCCAGUUUGCAUUAGGGAAAUGCCAACAAAAGAAUUAGAGGAAUAUGUCAAUUUAAUUGAAACGGGUUUGGCAGGUUUGGAGCAGAUUGAUGGCAAUUUUGAAAGAAGUUCUUCAGUUAAUAAAAUUGUGUCAAAUGGAAUUGCAUGUUAUAAAGAAAUACUUCGAGAAAGGAAGCGUCAGUCCAUGAAGCAAACUUCUUUGCUAUCAUAUUUUAAUAAAGUCCCACAGCCAUCAUCAUCACCUUCAACAUCAAGACCUGAUGAAUCUUUGUCAAGUUCUCCACCUUCAAAACUGAUUUGCAUUGAAAACUCAGAUGAUGAAUCAUAA
Molecule: messenger RNA, 1143 nt
Organism: Bombina bombina (fire-bellied toad)
Lineage: Eukaryota; Metazoa; Chordata; Amphibia; Anura; Bombinatoridae
Product: tigger transposable element-derived protein 1-like
Exons: 1
Coding region: 1-1143 (380 amino acids)
Cellular component (GO): nucleus
Molecular function (GO): DNA binding
Source: RefSeq, a predicted model, not a curated record